Messenger RNA from Podarcis muralis (Common wall lizard), 1036 nucleotides. RefSeq names its product interleukin 15 receptor subunit alpha (gene IL15RA). The record is from RefSeq and is a predicted model, not a curated record. Lineage: Eukaryota; Metazoa; Chordata; Lepidosauria; Squamata; Lacertidae. Gene Ontology annotation, biological process: interleukin-15-mediated signaling pathway. Gene Ontology annotation, molecular function: interleukin-15 receptor activity.
UCUGCAUCGCCCUUCCUUCGGCCGGCCGCCGGGCGCAUAAAGGCGGCGGGCGCCGAGAAGCGCGGAUCCUCCGUGCGCCCCCCGCCGCUCCAUGGCCCCGCGCAGGCUGCUGCUCCUGCUGGUGGCGUGGCUGCUGGGCGCUUGGGGGCCGCUCCCGACUCCCGCCGCUGCAAGACGUGGCCCCACCGCGCCCCAGAAAGCCCCAGUUAACUGCAGUGAGCCCCCUCAAGUACAAAAUGCAGAGGUUUCUAAAGGGAGCGGCGACGGCAACAAACUGCGGUACUCGUGCGUCAAGAAUUACAAGAGGAAAGCGGGAACGUCCAGCCUGGCCGUGUGCAGGGAGAACGACACAACGAAAGAGUUUCAAUGGGAGGUGCGCCUGAGCUGCAUCCGAGAUCCUUCCCUUCCUGCCACCACAACAGAAGAUCCCAGAAGAGAGGCAGAGACUUCCACCACAGAGACUCCGCAGGCUGCUGGUGUUAACACUUCAGUGGCCUCCGCCGCAGCCCCAUAUGGCAGCGAGACCCCCUCGCCAUCAGCCUCGAUCACCGCACUGCUCAGGACUGCUAAACCAACUAGGCCUGGCAGGGCAACGGAAACCACCAGCGCCCCAGAGGUUGGCAGACAGACUCCUGGCACGGUCAGCGAAAGCUCGGCGAAAUGCGAAAGCUCCACCGCGAAAGCCUCGCAGCCCGCGACUAGCAAGCGCCUCACGGCAGGAGACAGGAGGACAGCUGUGCCCCCCGGGAGAGUCUCAGGGGUCACCCCAGAGCCAAGCGUCCCGGUGCCUCCGAUCGAGAGACAAACAGGUUUGUCACUGGCAGCUGAAGUAGUUCACCUCAUUGUUGCAGCCUCUGCAUUAACCAUCCUUUCCACGUCCUCCUUCAUUUCAUGUUCUUCCCAAGUUAAUAUACUAAUAUUCUUGCGUUUAUCCCAUAUCUAUGUCUGCUAUCUGUCUCCUGGACUCUUCGGUUGCCUUUCUCGGAUUCACGCCGACCCAGUUUUCCUAGGAGCAGGACAGCUCAACCUGUCCUAA